This is a messenger RNA of Coniophora puteana RWD-64-598 SS2, 1754 nucleotides long. Its product is annotated as isocitrate lyase icl. Gene Ontology annotation, biological process: carboxylic acid metabolic process. Bases 8 to 1627 code for a protein of 539 amino acids. The transcript has 5 exons. The record is from RefSeq and is a predicted model, not a curated record. NCBI's taxonomy places the organism in Eukaryota, Fungi, Basidiomycota, Agaricomycetes, Boletales, Coniophoraceae. Gene Ontology annotation, molecular function: isocitrate lyase activity.
CCUCAUCAUGUCUACCCGCGAGCGCGCUGCUUUCCAGGCUGAGGUGGCCGAAGUUGAGCAGUGGUUCAAGAACCCGCGCUUUGCACGCACCAAGCGCUCCUACACCGCUGCUCAGGUUGUCUCGAAGAGAGGUACCAUCCCUAUCAAGUACCCUUCAGACAUCCAGGGCAAGAAACUCUUCAAGCUCCUCAGCGAACACGCCAAGAAUGGCACGCCCUCCCACACUUACGGCGCUUUGGACCCCGUUCAGGUCACUCAGAUGGCCAAAUAUCUCGAGACCGUCUAUGUCUCUGGUUGGCAGUCCUCUAGCACGGCCUCUAGCACCAAUGAACCGGGCCCGGAUCUUGCUGACUACCCCUCGAACACCGUCCCCAACAAGGUUGAGCAUCUUUUCAUGGCGCAGCUCUUCCACGACCGCAAGCAGCGCGAGGCCCGCUCUAACCUGUCGGAGGCUGAGCUUGCUUCCACCCCCUAUAUCGACUACCUCCGCCCGCUCGUUGCUGACGCUGACACCGGUCACGGAGGCAUCACUGCCAUCAUGAAACUUGCAAAAAUGUUCGUCGAGAAGGGUGCUGCUGGUAUUCACGUCGAGGACCAGGCUCCCGGCACCAAGAAGUGUGGCCACAUGGCUGGCAAAGUGCUUGUUCCCAUCUCCGAGCAAAUCAACCGUCUGAUUGCCAUUCGCCUUCAAUUCGACAUCAUGGGCGUCGAGAACCUCAUCAUCUCCCGUACGGACUCGGAAGCCGCCACCCUCAUCACCACUAACAUCGACGAACGUGACCACCCCUUCAUCCUUGGAGCCACGAAUGCUUCCCUCCCCUCCCUUGUCGGCGCCAUGACCGAUGCCGAAAACGCUGGCAAGUCUGGCGACGAGCUCCAGGCUGUCGAGGACGCCUGGACUGCCUCCGCCAACCUUGAGCUGUUCUCCACCACCCUCGCACGUGCAUUGAGUGCCCAGGGUUCCAACAAAGCUACUGUCGACCGGUUCGUCUCACGGGUAAUUCGCUCCUCGUACCCCGCCGCUGUCGAGAUUGCCCAGAAGGAGUUCGGUCUCAAGAGCAUUCCCUACUGGAACUGGGACGUUCCUCGUACUCGCGAGGGGUUCUACCGUUACCAGGGCGGCACUCAGUGUGCCAUCCGCCGCUCGAUCGAGUACGCGCCCUACGCCGACGCGCUCUGGAUGGAGACCAAGAAACCCAUUCUAUCGCAGGCCCAGGAGUUUGCCCAUGGUGUGCACGCUGAGCGGCCCGGACACUGGCUGGCAUACAACCUUAGCCCGUCGUUCAACUGGGAGGCUGCUGGAUUGACGGGUAACGACAUGAAGGGCUUCGUCUGGGAGCUCGGCAAGCUCGGCUUUGUUUGGCAAUUCAUCACUCUCGGUGGUCUCCACUCGAAUGCAUACAUCAGCGACUUGUUCGCUAGGAACUACGCGAAGGAGGGCAUGAAGGCUUACGUUGAGAUCGUUCAGAGCAAGGAGCGCGAGAUUGGUUGCGAUGUUCUCACUCACCAGAAGUGGAGCGGCGCCGACUACGCCGACAACCUCCUCAAGACCGUGACUGGUGGUGUGUCCUCGACUGCGGCUAUGGGUGCCGGUGUCACGGAGGAUCAGUUCAAGUCGAAGCUGUAAAUAAACCUGUUAGAUUGUUGGGUUCUAUACUGCGGAUGACUUAGGCCUCUUUUAUGUAUUAUCUUGCAUCUUCACUAGCAUCUUUCUACUGUUGUAGAUUACAUCAAAUGCAUUUCCUGGAUAUUCC